AUGCACGUCGCCUCAGUUAUCAGUACAGUCGGCCUGCUUGCAGCGGGGGCUGCUGCACACGGCGCUGUCACUAGCUACGUUAUCGCCGGCACAGCCUACCCAGGUUACCAAGGCUUCUCUCCGUCCAAUUCUCCCAACGUCAUCCAAAGACAAUGGUCUGACUACAACCCCGUAACGUCUGUCACUGACGCAAAACUCCGCUGCAACGGCGGCACUUCGGCAAGCCUAAAUGCGUCAGUUAAGCCAGGCGACAGCGUCUCAGCUAUCUGGGGACAAUGGACACACAGCCAGGGACCAAUCCUGGUCUGGAUGUACAAGUGUGCUGGUGCUUUCAGUGCCUGCGAUGGCUCUGGUUCUGGUUGGUUCAAGAUUGACGAGGCUGGCUUCCACGGAGACGGCGUCAAGGUCUUCCUCGACACCGAAACUCCCUCUGGGUGGGACAUUGCCAAGCUUGUGGGCGGCAAUAAGCAGUGGACCAGCACAAUCCCAGCCGGACUCGCCCCUGGCAACUACCUGAUCCGCCACGAGUUGAUUGCCCUCCAUCAGGCAAACUCCCCGCAAUUCUAUGCCGAGUGCGCACAGAUUGUUGUCACCGGCAGCGGCACAGCCGAGCCGAGUGCCGCACAGAAGGCGGCCAUUCCUGGCUACUGCAAGCAGGGCGACGCCAAUAUCAAGGUCCCGAUCAAUGAUCAUUCCAUCCCUCAGACAUACGUCAUUCCCGGCCCUCCCGUCUUCAAGGGCAGCGCCGCCGUCAAGGCCAGGGAAUUCACUGCAUGA
This is a messenger RNA of Phialemonium atrogriseum, 777 nucleotides long. Its product is annotated as glycoside hydrolase. The transcript has 3 exons. NCBI's taxonomy places the organism in Eukaryota, Fungi, Ascomycota, Sordariomycetes, Cephalothecales, Cephalothecaceae. The coding region runs from base 1 to 777 and encodes 258 amino acids. The record is from RefSeq and is a predicted model, not a curated record.